This is a messenger RNA of Acanthaster planci (crown-of-thorns starfish), 2411 nucleotides long. RefSeq lists its product as uncharacterized. The record is from RefSeq and is a predicted model, not a curated record. Lineage: Eukaryota; Metazoa; Echinodermata; Asteroidea; Valvatida; Acanthasteridae.
AGAACCAGUAGCACGGGAAGAUUGCACGACGUUAGGCGACUCUGGCACGGUAAAAAAAAAGACAAAAACAAAACAAAAAAUAAAAUAAAAAAAAUAAACCAAAAAGAAAGAAAAGAAGAAAAAAAAAAGAAAAAAAAAGACUGCAUUGCUGCUUCAAAUAUGAAUUCCUACUGAAGUUCCGUGAACCGUCUGAUUGUAGUCUCAGUCACGAGGAGGUCCACCAUGAAGCACUCCAAGAUGAUUCUUCUGAGUGUUGGGCUGCUGUUCUCAGUCGCCUGGGCUAUUCCGGUCUCCGACUCCAGCGCCCCUCCACCUCCACCAAUCAUCGUUCCCGUAGUAACCAAUUACAUCACCACAGAGGUGCAAACGCUGGCCCAGGAUGCAAGCAUCACUUUCAUUGGUCAACUCUGCGAGCAGUACAAAGGCAUGGGGGUACAGGUGACCGUUCUGCUCAACAACAACCCCGACUGGGACCCUUCCGUCGGCGUUUUGUAUUACUACGUAGUUGACGACCCAAAUAAGGGCAGUUCUGCAGCGCUUUGCAACAACUCCCCUGGCGGUUCACCUCAGGCCAACUGUACCGUGAAAGCCUGGCCUAGCAACGGGGACAUCUACAUCAAAGGACACGCCGGCCAGUCAGAGGCCAUCUCCUUCACGCUGUCUGUUGUGAUCAGACCAAAGGCAAGCAAAGGAGGGGCCAGCAUCAAACCAAGACCUUUCUCCUUCAUCAAACCACCUUUGCGGAAUCUGGGCGGGACUCCCAGCGCCAACAACCUCACCGUCUACCUGUCGGAGGUCGUGACCCUCACCGCCACCCAACCGCUGGGCUACCACAAGAAGGCGCUGUUGGCCUUCACUUUCUGCCCGACCCCUCAGACGGGCACGCGCUACGAGGUACAGAGCACGACUUCAGCCACUGACGGGCGGAGCUCCUACGCGUCCUACAUAUGCGACAAGCUUCCCUGUGUGGUUGACGGUGAAAAUGUCAUCGCGCACAACGGACGGCAGUUGCCUAGCAACAUCGUCCGAACGGGAUCAGGCACCUGGAAAACGCUGUACGCCCUCAUCGUGUGUUGGGGAGGUGUCUGGAAUCCCCCCAAGGACGAAUACAUCGGUCACUUUAUAUUCAACGCUCACAUAAUGUAAUGCAGCUCCCUCGCUUGGGCACCCACCGCAAGAAUAAUGGCCGUAUGACUUUUUGAGGGGCAGGCCAUUAUUUGUCUUUUUCGCAUGAUACUAAAAGUUGCUUAAAAGUCUUGUGAAAUGCGCCCGAAUGAAGUGUCCCAAACGCAUUCUCCUUCAGCCCAUUUCAGCUACACUAUGUCGUGCAUUGAAACACCAAAUUAUAAUAACCGCGCGCACGCAUGCGCUGUGACAACGCUUACGCGUGCCUGGCCGAAUGAGCCAAUUCGGUAUUCCACUAGUGCCUGCUUUGAACAAAGCACGGCCGAGAUCACCCAGACCUGACCAUAGAGUUGUUCAGUUGCGUUCAUACUUGGACUCGUGCGCGUGCUUGGUUCCCCAUCAGACUCGCUUUUGUUUGAUUUUAUUGUUUUAUUUUUCUGUUUUGUUUUAAGUGUCGAGCUUUCUCAUUAGCAACGAACUGAAAAUCAGUUUCCCAAAAAUGCGUCUUCAGACACAGCGUGGGACAUGAACUUCUAAAAUGAUUUCACAGGGAGUUAAGUAUCCUUAAACAGAGCAUGCUUUCCAACAGUUACUUUUUAAUAUAGCUUCAAAAGCUUGUGUAAAAUUUGGAAAUAUGAUACUUACGAACUGUAUGGUUCUUGGCAGUGCUCACAACGUGUAAGAGUUGUUACUUUCUCGCCAAACAUGAAAAAGCGUUAAUGCUUUCAAUUUUUUUUUUUAAAUGGCACACUCUGAGUAUUACGAUUUCAGUUUUGAGCUUGAUGACAUUUGUGUCGAUGUAUGCAUACGUUUAAAAAAUGUUAAUCGACGCAUUUGUUUCAGAAUUUACUUAGAAUUUAAUGUUCCUUUAGUAGGAGCAUAGCUUUUCACACUCAUUUGUAAUAAGUUGAAGAAUGUUUUGCAAUUAAAUUAGCUUUUACCUUUUGCUGUACCCAUUCUGUAGUCGUUAGAUACUGUGUAUUUCAUUUAUGACAUUUAACAUACAACAAGGCAAUAACAUGUGACGGGAAACAGUUUAAGGGAAAAAAACAAAUAUCGUGUCAAUUACCCCCGAAACAUGUCGGCCGUGGUAAUUGUGAAGUGAACCCGAAUGCAAAUUUAAACGGGUGCUAGGAACAAACACUUCCUGGAGGUUGCCAGACCACGAGUUGGUUCUGUCAGUGAUAGUUAUCGUUUAUUAUCAACUGUUGAAGGCCAUUUGAGUGAUUUCGAUACAGUUUUGACUCUGGACAAGUUUAAAUAAACUAUUCGGAGAGUAAUUCUAA